UUAUGCCAUUUGGCCUUACAAAUGCCCCGGCCACUUUCCAAGCGGCUAUGACAACGGACUUCCGACACAUGCUGGAUCGAUACGUACUUAUCUACCUCGACGACAUCCUGGUGUACAGCCGGAGUUUGGAGGAGCAUGUGGAACACCUGCGCACCGUUUUGGAGCGGCUACGACAAGCCAAGUACAAAGCCAACCGCGACAAGUGCAAAUUCGUGCAGCAGGAGCUGGAGUACUUGGGACAUUAUGUGACGCCGCAAGGCAUCCGUCCGCUUGCGGACAAGAUCGAGGCCCUAAGAUCAUUCCAAGCACUCAAGACGGCCAUGCUCAUGGCACCCGUCCUUAGCAUCUAUGACCCCGUCCUGCCUACGAGAGUGACUACGGACGCUUCCGGCUAUGGCAUUGGGGCAGUCUUGGAACAACACGACGGCGACAAUUGGCAUCCUGUGGAGUAUUUCAGCCACAAAGUGCCUCCCAUCAACUCGCUUGAUGAUGCAAGGAAGAAGGAGCUGCUCGCGUUCGUGAUGGCUCUCAAGCGAUGGCGACACUUCCUCCUUGGGCGUCGUAGGUUCACAUGGGUUACGGACAACAAUCCAUUGACCUACUACAAGACGCAGCAUACGGUGAGCAGCACGAUCGGACAGUGGAUGUACUUCAUCGGCCAAUUUGACUUCACACCGAAACAUCUUCCCGACCUCUCAAAUCGCGCAGCAGAUGCACUCUCACGAAGACCUGAUCUUUGCGCUAUGACACAUCAUGCCUUCGCAUUCGACGAGGAGCUUCAGCGACACUUCAUCCGGGCAUAUGAGUCUGAUCCGGAUUUCGCCACGCUGUAUGCACAACUAUCUUCGGAUCACCCGCCGGUCGGCCACUAUCGCAUUGCCGAUGGGUACUUGCUCCUCCACUCGAGAGGCAAGGACUUAUUGUGUGCCCCACGAGACCGUCGUCUUCGGACUCGCCUUCUCGAGGAGUACCAUGACUCGCGACUCGCCGGCCAUUUCGGAGUCAACCGCACUAUUGCACGACUUCGACAGCGAUUCCGAUGGCCCGACCUCAUUACCGAUGUCACUCGGUAUUGCGACUCCUGCGAAGUUUGCCGACGCAGCAAACCCCGCAACUGCAAUCCCUAUGGCGAGUUACGCCCGAUGCCUAUCCCACGGGAACCCGGUCUCUCCAUUGCCAUGGACGUCACCAGUUCGUUCCCUCGCGACCGGCUCGGGCACGACGGCAUCCUCACGGUUGUGGACCGAUUGAGUAAGUACGCACGUUUUCUUCCUUGCAAGUACUACUUCACGGCUCCCGAGUUGGCACGCCUCCUGCACACCUGUUGGAUUUGUGGCCACGGCGUACCAGAAGACGUAGUCAGCGACCGCGACACUCGCUUCAUGUCGGCAUUUUGGACUGCUCUCAUGAAGGAGUCCGACACGAAGAUGAAACCAAGUUCGGCUCGGCAUCCACAGACGGACGGGCAAACGGAGCGGGCACAUCAAACCGCUCAAAUGAUGCUUCGUACGCUAAUCCGGUUGGACCAGAAAGAUUGGGUUGACCGCCUCCCCGACAUCGAGUUCGCCUACAAAACUUCGGUGCACCCGGCGAUCGGCGUGACUCCAUUCGAGUUGCACCACGGUAGACGGAAAGACCGUAUCUUCGCCGACCUUCUCCUCCCUCGACCAGCCGACAUUGACGCUGCUUGCUCUCCCUCUUCCGUCCGGAAGUACAGGGAAUUGCUGACUCAAGCCCGCACGAACAUGCAAAAGGCUCAAGUUCGCAUGCAGCAGCAAGCCAAUAGGCGUCGCGUGCCAUGUCCCAUCCACGCCGGUGAUCUAUUUUGGGUCUCCGCGGAAGAGUUUGCACUGGAACAGGAUGUUUCACGCGAACUGCUUCCUAAGUGGUUUGGACCAUGGUCUGUGACAUCAGCCGCGGGCGAUGAGCCCGAUGGCCCUUCAUUUGUGAUCAACAUUCCCGAGCAUCUGACGGUCCAUCCAGUCUUCCACGCGUCAAAGCUGGCAACACAUACACCAGCUAAGAGCGAUGACUUCCCGGGCCGACGAUCGCAGGACCCUCCAUCUAUGGCUGGUCAUCAGGAGGUUGACCGCGUCAUUUCGGAUCGCAAGUACGGCAGCAAGCCGCGACAGUACAAAGUUACAUUCCGAGCAUGCGAUCCCGACGACACUCAGUGGAUUUCUGGAGCAGAUUUGAAAGCAUCCGCACCACUGAUCUACGCUCACUAUGAGCCACAAAGGUUAGCCAGGGGACCUCCACGACCUGCCCCCUCCUACCCGGACUGUGGUCCCUCCCUCAGACAGACAGCCUCGCCCUCGCAGUCCAAUCGCGAUGCCCACUGCAGACGAAGUGUCCGUGCAACAGGGGAGAGUAGGUCCCAGGAUGAAGAAGAAGAACCACAACACGGUGGAGAUGAAGAUGCUGCCCUUGAAGGAGACUUGCGAAGCAGCGGCUUCGCUGGCAGCUAUCCGACCCCCAACACGGCACAGCAGGGAGGUAAGCACUCAGCAGCGCCUUGGGUCUGUCCCUCCAGCAGUGCCCUUGAUGAAGCUGAUCGGCCCAGCUAUGGCCGUCGUCCACCACCAAAACCACAAAGAUGAAGCCCUUCACUUUCCAGUGCAGCAGGUUUUCCCCGACCUUCCUUCCAGCAAUGUGAAAAGAAAAAAAAAAAACUAAGAAAGAACCCGUUCCGACCGUUCCCCUUUCCCCUCAACAAUUUUGUACACUUAGGUUUGCACCGACUGUAAUUACCCUACAGCCUGGGACCGACAGCAUACAGCCUAGGACCGCAUGUAGAGUUAAAACUAAGAAGAAGGGGAAGACAACAACAGGCCUAGGACAAAAGAGCAAGGCCUUGUGGUCUAAGACUAGCUAAGAGAGGAGCCCCAGCAAGUGACAGGUCUCAGGAUCAAGACCCGGUAGACUCAGAACUAACAAAAAGUUAAAACACACUUGAACAAAUAUGCCACAAGGAG
Messenger RNA from Chara braunii, 2975 nucleotides. Lineage: Eukaryota; Viridiplantae; Streptophyta; Charophyceae; Charales; Characeae. The record is from the annotation of a GenBank genome assembly.